This is a messenger RNA of Castor canadensis (American beaver), 4920 nucleotides long. Lineage: Eukaryota; Metazoa; Chordata; Mammalia; Rodentia; Castoridae. The record is from RefSeq and is a predicted model, not a curated record.
CGUGCCCGCUGAACUCAUCUGUGCAGUGCAGCAGAGUAAACCUCAGGGCUGGUGGAGAGACUCAACCACAGGCCAUGACACCUGCACACGGAGGAGGUUCAGGGAGACCAUUUCUUCCUCUCCCUCCUUCCUUUCAUCAUGGAAUCCGAAAUUUCUGCUCUCUGGAGGCUGAGAAAGGUCAGGAACAACUGUGCUGAGAGUCUCAGUGUUAGGCAGAGCUGGGACAAGCACUCAGGCCCCUCUCCCUCUCCUCCACAAAGCUGCCAACCCUGGACUUCUGAAUCCCGGAGCAAGGUGGUUCCAACACCAAGCAUUUAAAAUAAAAUCCAGUUGAAUCAGGCUGACCUUCUACAAGCCAGCCAUGUUUGCCUGUUUUGCAUUAACACCCAUUAAGUGGUAUUUUUGGGGAUGGAAACUCUCCCAGUCUGCAUGCAUGUGUGUGCUCAUGAUGCAGACAUUAAAAGACGCUGCUCUGCAGACUGAGUCCCAUGGAACCGACUUGGUUUGAAUCAGGGAUGGAAUGAUCCAGCGUUAGGGGACCUCCUGGUAGCUUGCAAGUUUCAUAGAAGAAGAGAUGUCUGAGCAUAGGCUGAUAAAUGUGGCCCGGUUUGCAUGUGACUUUCAGGUUUUAAAACUGAAAGUCCCAUAUCCUGGAAACCCCUCGGUCCCAGGCAGUGGGGACAGCCGGUCACUUCCCCAUCCAAACUCUCACGGUUUCUGGGGACAUCCUGUUCUGAGGAGAAUGUGUGAGAAACCUACGACAUACUCUCUUCUCCUGGUCCUUUUUCUGAGCCACAUGGCGGCAAGUCAGAGCGCUCCAAGUUCCAGGCGGGAUUUGCAUCCGUUGUUGCAGAACAUGGCGGAGGAAAUAAUCGCCGGACGCUAUCUGAAUGCGCUUCUGGAUCUCAUACGGUUUCAAAGCUCUCACCUGUGGACGGCUGACCUGUCCCACAGAGUCCUGGCCUAUCUGAACUCACGCAAUGUCGCCUUUACUGUUCCCAGCCUGAAGGCAGCCAUGGAAAGUCACUUGGAGCAGCAUUUGUAUCAGCCCCAGCGGCUGCUGCAGACCCUGAGGGACACCAAUGUGCAGCAGUUCAGCACGGCCAUGACGUCCCUCUUGGAGGACAGGCAGGCCCGCAUGGACCUGACUGACAUGGUCAUCGACGUGGCAGAGCUUCGAGAACAAGCCUGGCGGAUCCCCGGCGUCAACCGCAGCCUAUUCCUCGCCACGCUGGAGCGGUGUUUCCAGGUGCUGAGCUCCCUGGAGUGCGUGCAGGUCCUCGGCCUGCUGCUGAGGGGGUCCUCGGGCAGCUUCCUCCAGCCUGAUGUCGCCGAGAGGCUGCCCUGUGACCUCCCCCAGGACGCCUUCAAGAACCUCUCAGCCGUGUUCAAAGAGCUCUACGACCAAACCCCUGCUCAGGUGCAGACAGCGCUCUACUCCUGGAUGACAGGGACUUUGCGGGCAUCCUCCAACAAGACCACUGAUGACUCAAUUUCUUGGGUCAGUGCAGAAAACCUAUGGAUUUUGGGCAGAUACAUGGUUCACCUAUCAUUUGAAGAAAUCACAAAAAUCAGUCCUGGAGAAAUGGGGCUAUUUAUCAGCUAUGACAACGCCACCAAGCAGCUGGACACGGUCCAUGACAUGACUCCUGAACUAGCCCGGGCAUUUCUGGAGCGGAUCGGUUCCUCCAGCUUCGACAUGAGAAACACCUCCACCAUCCACAGGCUGGGGCUGCUGGUUUGUUUCUAUGACGACCUGGAGGUGCUGGACUCCGUGCUGGCUCAAGUCCUCCUUCACCAGAUGAUGAAGUGCAGUCGCCUGCGAGGCUUCCAGGCUGCAGUCCAGAAGCUCAAAGCUGAGCUCCUUGACAUUGCCACAGAGAACGAGACCCUCAACAAGACCCUGGGUUCUUUGUCGGAUGCUGUUGUGGGUCUGACCUACAGUCAGCUGGAAUCCCUCUCCCCCGAGGCUGUGCACAGCGCCAUCUCCACCCUCAACCAGGUCUCAGGCUGGGCCAAGAGCCAAGUCAUCAUCUUGUCUGCAAAAUACUUGGCUCAUGAAAAGGUGCUGUCCUUCUCCAGCGUUGGCCAGAUGGGGGCACUGCUGGCGGGGGUCAGUGCCCAGGCCUUCUACAGCAUGGACCGCAAAGACCUCUCGCAGGUCCUGAAAAGGUCUGUGUCCCAGCACAUGUCCCGUUUGUCACCUGUGCAGCAGCAAGCUGUCCUCAGCAAGCUGAUGGAGGCAGGAGACCCUCCCUCAGGCAUUCUGGAGAUACCAGGGCCUUUCUUUAAGGAAGUGUCUCUCUUUGAGCUACGGCGGGAACCUCAUUUCAAUGCCACAGUCCUGAAGGGGAAGGACCUUCGGAGGAGCCAGGCCUUGUUCCUGUAUGAGUUUCUGUCAGAGACCACAGGAAGGCCUGAGCAGCUACUGAGUGCUGGGCAGCUGGUGAAAGGUGUGACAUGCACGCACAUUGAUACCAUGGGCACCAACUCCUCCCUGGCCCUUUUCCAGUAUUUGGAGAACAACCUCUCUCUGCUUUCACUGGAUCAGGUUAAUUGUUUGGCGUGGAAAUACUGGGAGUUUUCCAGGUCUUCUAUGCCGCCUUUUCUCUUGGCUGCACUCCCGGCCCGCUUCCUGGCUUCUGUCCCCUCCUCCCGCUGUGUGCCCUUUCUGGUCAGCCUGGGGAAGAGCCACCUGGACGCCUUGGUUUUAGAUUCGCACAAAAGGAGCUUGGUCCUUAGGAAAGUGCAACAGUGCCUGGGUGAUGCUGUGGUUGAUGAGUACACUGUGGACAUCCUGGGGAACCUGCUGUGUCACUUGCCAGUAACCAUCAUUGAAAGGGGGAUCCCCCGGGCCUGGGCCACCGCUCUCCAUGGCCUCAGAGGCUGUGUGAACCUCAGCCCUGAGCAGAAGGCGGCUAUAAGGCACAGAAUCCUGGAGCAGUACGGACCCCCUCAGGACUGGACUGCUGAGACAACGAAGGACUUGGGACCUUUCCUUGUGAUUUUCUCAGGAGAUGAAUUACACUCAAUUGCCACAAAGUUUCCUGACGUCCUUCAACAGACAGCUUCUGACAUGGCCGGGAUGCUGCUUCCUAAAGAGCUCCUCCAGGCUGUCUUUGAAUCUGUCCGGAAUAGCAGUGAUGGGGGCCCCAGCUUCGCCCCCACCCCUGGUUGCCUUGGAGUCGUGGCUCCCUCUUUUGAUGACAUCUUCAAGUUGGCAGAAGCCAAUGUCUGCUGGGCGCCCAAGGACCUGCUCUGCAUGGAAGAAGGCACAUUCACCAGGACCGUGGAGCUACUGGGCAAGGUCCGGGGUUUCAACCAGCCUCAGCUGAUGGCCCUGAAGGAGAAGGCCAUCCAGGUUUGGGAUGUGCCUCCCUGUUGGAGAGAGCACCACAUCGUCCUGGGUCGCAUCGCUCUGGCUCUGAAUGAGACUGAGCUGGAGCAGCUGGACCUCAGCUCCAUAGACACGGUAGCUUCCCUGGGCCAGCAGACAGGAUGGACCCCAGGGCAGGCUAAAUCCAUUCUGCAGACAUUCCUGAAGGAGUCAGGCUAUGGUGUCCAGGAUCUGAAGAGCUUUCAUUUAGUAGGGCUUGGUGCCACCCUGUGUGCCAUGAACACCACCGAAAUCCCACUUAUAAAUAUCUCAGAAUUCAGGGUGGUGGUGGCCAGAAUUGGGACCCUGCCCUGCAGCACCCAUGUCUUGGCUGAGUUUAAGAGAAAGGCAGAAGUUGCUUUUGGGGAUCCCACUGAAUGGACCAGCUCUGUCCUGCAGGAGCUUGGGACCAUUGCAGCUGGAUUAACUAAGGCAGAGCUCCGAGUUCUCCACAAGGACUUGAUGCCGUAUUUCCAGCCAUCAGCAAUAAAAUGCCUUCCUGAUGAGAUAUUCAAAGAGCUGUCGGAGGAGCAGAUCGCAUCCUUGGGUCCCCAGAAUGCCGCCGCGGUGACCCAAGCCCAGCGCCGACUGCUCAGCACGUCACAGCUGCAGAGCCUCCAGUGGGCGCUAGAUGGCGCAAAGAGCCGCUCCUGGCAGGGCGCGCCGGCGAGUGCCAGCCCUACCCGCACGUCCUCAGCCGGGUGUCCAGCAGGAGCGCCCACCUCCUGGCAACACUGGCUUGGCUGCCCGCUGCUACUUCUAAUGGCCCACCCGCUGUCUUGAGUGGCCUCAGUGCUUUGCCCUUUCGUGUCCCAAAAAGCUGGCCAAGGUUUGUAGAGACAGACAGUGCUUCAGACUGUGGGAGAGCCUUUACCUGGGCUCAGAGACUCAACUAGGAUAGGGAUACCCUGGGGCCACGAUAUGUAAAAAGCAAUAAGGGAAAAACAAUUAUUAAAAAACAAUCUUGUGGAUUCCUCAGCGAGCUUGUCUCCUGGCAGGGUGCCCUUCUCUGUCCAUUUUAGCCUCUUGUUUUCUGGCUUGCAGAUAGCAAAGUUGUGGGGAGGAAAGGAUGUUUUCUAUUCACAACAGGAGGACCUUACAUCCAGUUACUGCCCUCCCUCCAGAGAGAGGGAGAUGGGUGCAGAAAAAGUCACCUUUCAGCCAGGGCCUGAUCUGGCAUCUUCUUGGAGCUACAGGCUGCACUGAAUUCUUCUGCUUCCACACUUCCCAGAGCUGAAAUAAAUGAAUCUCUCAACAGAAGCCAAUAUUCCUUCCUGAUUGCUGGGACUAAUUGAUGUUUUGGUGGGCACUGCAUCGCUUGGAAAUUAAAGCACUUAACAUGGCUCAACGUUAAAUCAAUUUUUAAAUACAUUUUCCAGAUAUCUUCCGUUUUUUUGGGAAUCAGCUGGGUGAAUGGCUGUGGAAUUCUUUGUACAGCUUUCAGAAUAUUCGGUUUUUUAGGGGGGUGGGUGUGGGUAGGUGGAGGUGUUGGCUCUUCUGGUUUUACGUUGCUCUGGGUCUUGGUGGGAAAUAAAAAAAUAAAA